UGUGGUCCACGUGGGAGCGCAGCCAAGCUCCGCAGGGACCACGACCGUGCGUGUCGCCGGCCCCAGCUGCUCCAGGCCCUGCGAACCAGCACCGGGCCUGAUCGCCCGCCCGCCCGCUCGGGCGCGGCUGGAUGCAGCGGGGGUCUCGCGGCGGCGGCCCUCGGCCCCGAGCGCCAGGAGAGCGCAGGGGCGGCGUGCGGGGCCCGGGGGCGCAGCGCCCUCCAUGCGCCGAGUCGCUCCAGGAGACACGCCCCGAGACAGCCGGGGGCCCGCGCCGCAGCCGCCGCCCGCGCUGAUACCCGGCGCGGGCCACGGCCCUCGCUCUGCGACAACAUGAGCCAGGCCGAGCUGUCCACCUGCUCGGCCCCGCAGACGCAGCGCAUCUUCCAGGAAGCCGUGCGCAAGGGCAACACGCAGGAGCUGCAGUCGCUGUUGCAGAACAUGACCAACUGCGAGUUCAAUGUGAACUCGUUCGGGCCGGAGGGACAGACAGCACUGCACCAGUCCGUCAUCGACGGCAACCUGGAGCUGGUGAAACUGCUGGUCAAGUUCGGCGCCGACAUCCGCCUGGCCAACCGCGACGGCUGGAGCGCGCUGCACAUCGCGGCUUUCGGCGGCCACCAGGACAUCGUGCUCUAUCUCAUCACCAAGGCCAAGUACGCGGCCAGCGGCCGGUGAUGCCCGCUUGGACCUCGGGAUCCCGGACCCCGGCCCGCGCCCGCGUCGUCUCUGCUGUACCUUCCCGCCAACUACCUCGGUGUGCUCCAGGCUCGCCGGCCCGCGUGGAAACCGGGACGGCUCCUCACGUCCGCGCCCCCGGGAUCCGGCACUCUGCCGGCGAGCGCCUCCCCGCGACGGUCCCUGCAGCCCCGUGGGGCCCCAGAGCCUU
Nannospalax galili (Upper Galilee mountains blind mole rat) is the source of this 889-nucleotide messenger RNA. It is a transcript of the gene Nrarp, whose product is annotated as NOTCH regulated ankyrin repeat protein. Gene Ontology annotation, molecular function: phosphatase regulator activity; enzyme inhibitor activity; protein binding. Gene Ontology annotation, cellular component: cytoplasm. The coding region runs from base 334 to 678 and encodes 114 amino acids. The transcript has a single exon. NCBI's taxonomy places the organism in Eukaryota, Metazoa, Chordata, Mammalia, Rodentia, Spalacidae. The record is from RefSeq and is a predicted model, not a curated record.